This is a messenger RNA of Oryza brachyantha (malo sina), 1148 nucleotides long. RefSeq lists its product as uncharacterized. Bases 113 to 778 code for a protein of 221 amino acids. The transcript has a single exon. NCBI's taxonomy places the organism in Eukaryota, Viridiplantae, Streptophyta, Magnoliopsida, Poales, Poaceae. The record is from RefSeq and is a predicted model, not a curated record.
GAGCCAUGGCUGGAGACACGGAGGAGGAAGCCACACACACACGAGCCAUGGGACGGGAGGACAUGCCGCACGGCACAAGCUGAAGUCGUCGCCGUCGUCGGAUCAGCGAUCGAUGGAGCUGAACGCGAUCGCCGCCGGCAGCAGCACCAUGCGGGCCGUGGCCGACGACGACGGCUUCACCUUCGCCGAGGUCCCGCCUCUGGCUGUGCCUGGAGCCGCCCGCUGCAUAGGUCCGCCGCUGUACCCGAUCUUCGGCCGACCGAGGUCGCCGCCGCCGCCGCCUGAGCCGGAGACGGUGGAGGGUGCGUCGCGUUUGCCGCUGUGGCGGUUCCUGAUGCUGGACCAGGGGCAACCGCCGACGCAGCCAGCGGACGACGGACUCGACCUCGACCUCGACGGGGAGCCGGCGGAGCCGACGUACCUGUACUGCCCGUUGUGCCCCGCGUUGCCGGUGGCGACGGCGGCGGCCUCCCCGGCGCGGUGCCGGAAGAGCGGCUCCACGGGGUCGUCUCUCCUCCGGUGGCGCCAGUGGUCCAUCGGCCGGAGCCACAGCGACGGCAAGGAGAGGUUCGUGUUCUUGAACGCGGCCUCCCCCUCCGGCUCCGAGCCCAAGGGGAGAGGCGGCGGCGGCCAUGACGGUGCCCUGAGCUACUACGCGAACGGCGGCGGCAGCAGCAGGGGAGGCGGUCGCCGGAGGACGUUCCUCCCCUACAAGCAGGACCUCGUCGGGAUCUUCGCCAACGCCACCGCGUUCCGCCGGAGCUACCACCCGUUCUGAGAAUCCGACGUGGCGUUUCUUGCUGUGCAUGCGUGUCGCUCCAUGGAUUUUUCCUUCUCUGCAGGUUAAGUUCAGUGCUUGCCACGAUAAUCCGUGUGCAGGUUCAGUUAAAAUUCGUUUGCUGCGUGUGGCUGAUAAGUUUGGCUGCAUGCUUUUGAUUUGUUUGUCUCUCUGGUAUUUAAUUUGAGUGUAAAAGUUCGUUUCAAAAAGAUAAAUUGAGUGUAAAAGUUCGCUUCAAAAAGAUAAAUUGAGUGUAACAGAGCUUGCAUAAGUAUAUUUAUAUACACAGUUUUUUAUAUGUUCAUGCAGGGCUACUGUAUACGUUCGAAGUUCAAACAUGGUCAUAAAAGUGUUUCAAAAUUUUCCUCCA